This is a messenger RNA of Guillardia theta CCMP2712, 486 nucleotides long. RefSeq lists its product as hypothetical. Gene Ontology annotation, biological process: protein folding. NCBI's taxonomy places the organism in Eukaryota, Cryptophyceae, Pyrenomonadales, Geminigeraceae. Gene Ontology annotation, molecular function: protein disulfide isomerase activity. The transcript is spliced from 2 exons. The record is from RefSeq and is a predicted model, not a curated record. Gene Ontology annotation, cellular component: endoplasmic reticulum. The annotation marks the transcript as partial.
GUUGGACUUCAGCUUUUCUUCUUCUUCGCUUGUGCGCAUAGCCAGGUCAUAGAAUUGAACAACACCAACUUUGAUGAGGAGACUUCCAACCAUUCAGUCGCAUGGUUCAUCAAGUUCUAUGCUCCAUGGUGCGCUCACAGCAACUCGAUGAAGAGCGACUGGAAGGAACUGGCGGAGAAGUACGCGGGCUCGGACAUGAUCAGGAUAGGAGAGGUCGACUGCACGUCGGAGGGCGGCAAGUCCGUCUGCCACCGAGUGGACGUGCACGGGUUCCCCAAUCUCAAGUACAAGCAGGUAGGAGGCUGGUGGGAGACGUACCUGGGAGGAAGAGACUUCGAGACUCUCUCCUCCUUCGUGGAGUCGGACGUGCUGCCGAGGUGCUCGAAAGGGAACGAGCACAAGUGCUCGGCGGAGGAGAAGGAGUUCUUGGAGGGCAUGGAGAAGAUGAGCAAGGCUGAGAGGGAGGAGCUGGAGGGAAGGCUUGAG